Messenger RNA from Pyricularia pennisetigena, 777 nucleotides. RefSeq lists its product as uncharacterized. The record is from RefSeq and is a predicted model, not a curated record. The transcript is spliced from 2 exons. Gene Ontology annotation, molecular function: oxidoreductase activity, acting on the CH-OH group of donors, NAD or NADP as acceptor. Lineage: Eukaryota; Fungi; Ascomycota; Sordariomycetes; Magnaporthales; Pyriculariaceae. Bases 1 to 777 code for a protein of 258 amino acids.
AUGUCAGUCGACAACAACUUGGUUGGGAGGCUUGCGCUCAUUACCGGUGCCUCAGGAGGUAUUGGGGCAGCCAUCGCCAAGGACCUCUGGGCCCACGGUGCCAGUCUAGCCCUCACCUACUGGAGCAGCCGCGAGAAGAUCGAUGCUCUUGUCGCCGAACUGGAGAAGUCUUCGACCAGGUCCAACACCAGGAUUUCGGUUCACCGCAUCGACAUGGGCACCCCCAACGACCAGGACUUUGACCUGCUGUUCCAAGAGAUAGUCCAACUGCAGGGCCAAUCCCCCAGCAUCCUGGUCGCCAACGCUGGCUACGGCAAGCGCUUCACGUACAUUGAGGACAUUGAGCUGGCCGAGUUCGACUACAUGAUACGCGUCAACCUGCGUGCCCCCUUCAUCCUGGCCAAGAACUGCGUGCCCGACAUGGCCAAGAACAAGUGGGGAAGGCUCAUCUUCAUCUCCUCCAUCGCGGCUUACGGCGGCGGCAUCAACGGACCCCACUACGCUGCCAGCAAGGGCGGAGUGACGAGCAUGAUGCGCAACCUGUCGGCCAGGUACGCAAAGGAUGGCAUCACGGCCAACGAUGUGGCGCCGGCCAUGAUCGGUGACACGGGCAUGAUCCCGAAUGCGAGGUCCGUGGAAGGCACACCGGGAGACGUCAGGAAUAUUCCCGUUGGCAGGCUUGGUUCCCCGCAGGAGGUGGCCAACACCGUGACGAUGCUGUGUCGGACGGGGUACCUUACCGGUCAGAGCAUCGUAUUAUCAGGAGGUUUGAAAUGA